AUGAAUGGUUUAAGUAAACGAGCAGAAAAAAUGUUAGAUGAUCAUACACCUAAAAGAGUUAAAAGAGUGUGCUCCUAUGGAGAUAAAUGCUACAGAUUGAACCCAGCACAUUUGAGAGAGUUCAGUCACCCUCACUUGGAAUCAAUAUUAGACAACUACAAUGGUGAAGGUGAUUAUCCAAUACCAAAGGAACUUCUGCCGCAAAGGCAUCUUAUUAUGGACCAAUUGCAAAUUAUUAAAGAAAAACAACUGUAUAUACCUGUGAAUAGUACUGUACAGGAACAAAAGGCACAAUCAGAAAGCACAGACAAAAAAGAAAAGGAAUCAAGUAAAAAUGUACCAUACAGCAGUUCUGCCAGAGAAUCAAAUAGUAGCAGUAUACCACCAAGUCACAACAUAACAGAAUCAUGUAGUAGUAAUAAAGAAGUAAAAAGGAAAGAAGAAACAGCAGGAGAAAGCUUAAAAGUAAAACAAAGGGAGAAGAGCAAGUCACCAACAAAUCAGUCGGUGAUACAUAAAGAUGACUACCGUCCUAUAAUACCGCCGACUCGAAGACCGGAACAAUUCCUCAAAGUGGUGCUUCCUUCCGGCGGGAUGGCGGCCAAGCAUGCUGCUAGUGCCCCCUACCAUAUUUUCUACACAACUAUAACUGACAGCAGAGAAACGCAUAAGAUGCCUAACUCGAUCACAUUCCUAGAGAUCCUGGACCGUAGUCUGGGUGAGCUGAAGUGUUCAUUGCAGAUCAAUUUCAUGGUGGAAAUUGGAUGGUUACUCGCUCAGUACUAUUUCGCCGGUUACAGUGGGAAGAAGUUAACAAUACUCUAUGGCGAUGACUGCGCAGAUAUGAAGACCAUAAACAAGAAGAAACCGAACGUCGACGCACACUUGGUGUCUAUGGCCACACCCUUCGGGAAGCAUCACACGAAGAUGAUGCUUCUCUGUUAUGAGGACGGGUCGCUAAGAGUGGUCGUAUCGACCGCCAACCUCUAUGUCGAUGACUGGGAUAACAGAACACAGGGGUUAUGGUUCAGUCCCCGCUGUCCCCCUUUACCUGCGGGUGCUAUGCCCCACGACGGUGAGUCCCCCACCAUGUUCAAGCGGUCGCUGCUUCGAUACCUCCACCACUACCAGAUGCCCCAGCUUUCGUACUACGUGGAUUGGGUCAAGAAAUGCGACUUCAGCCAUAUUAACGUGUUUUUGGUGGCAUCAACCCCUGGGUCCCAUUUUGACGCGGAAUGGGGAAUGACCCGUGCGGGCAGUCUGCUGCGGCAGCACUGUCGCGUCCCGCCGCAGGAAAACUCAAAAUGGCCGCUCAUUGCUCAAGCGAGUAGCUUGGGCAGCUACGGGAAGGAGCCGAAGAUAUGGCUGACAGGGGACUUUCUUCAUAACUUCACGAAGAUUAAAGAUCAACCUCAAAUGCUGUCCACACCGGCGGAGUUAAAGUUGAUCUACCCAUCCUUGGAGAAUGUGAAGCAGUCGCAUGACGACCUGCUGGGUGGCGGGUGCCUCCCAUAUGCAGCUGAUGCCCAUGCGAAGCAGCCCUGGCUGAAUGAUUUUCUAUACCAGUGGCGAGCGACCUCAACACAUCGAAACAAGGCAAUGCCACAUAUAAAGUCUUACACGCGGAUCUCACCGGAUAACAAGAAGGCCGCCUUCUUCCUCUUGACUUCCGCCAACGUUAGUAAAGCGGCCUGGGGCUCUCUGAACAAAGGCAACAAGGCCCUCAGGGUCAUGAGCUAUGAAGCUGGUGUGCUGUUUCUGCCCAAGUUUAUUAUAAACGAAGAUCUGUUCCCGUUGGAAGGAAACGCCCAGAACCGCCUCAUUUUGCCUUACGACGUGCCGCCUGUUAAAUACACUGUCUGCCGUAUCAUAGGCGCCAAGGUUUCCACGGCUGGACGCGCUACUGGCCAUAGUAGCGCUAUCCCAGCAUGGAGAAGAAGAAUUGAGGAACGUAUCGCAAAGGCUAGAGCUCUCAUCGGCAGACUGAUAUGCUUCAGAUCAGGCAAUAACAGGCCAAGAAUUGUGCGCACCGUCAGGAUGGCGUUUGCUGGGACAAAUGUUGGUUUGUCCCAGCCGGAUAUAACGCAAAAACUGACGGAGCGCAUAGAUGAUCUGAAGCAAAGAAUCGCCGCUUGGGGAAAGCGGAUUCGGCGAUAUACCGAGAGGUCGACACGGUUCAACCAGUAUCGUCUCUUCCAGAGUGAUCAGAAAAGGCUCUAUGCAUCAUUGGAGCGACCAAUAGUAAGUGGAACGGGCCCAGCACCGAAUCAGGCCGACACUGUAGCAUUCUGGCGCGGCCUGUGGUCAGAGCCCGUAAACCACAGCGAGGGCCCUUGGACGGAAGUUGUGGCGAGUCAGUGUGCGGGUAUUACGCCCAUGGACCCCGCCAUCAUAACACCGGAUGACGUAGCUGAGGCGGUCCGUAGGGCCCCGAACUGGAAAAGUCCGGGGCUUGACGGGCUGCAUUACUACUGGCUGAAGGGGUUCAUGGUGUGUCACUCUGUGCUCGUCCGACAGUUUCAAGAGGCUCUCAACCAGAAAUCGCUCCCAAGCCUCUUCACUACUGGGAUCACUCAUUUGGUUCCUAAAGUCCGGGGUACCACAGACCCGAGCAAAUACCGCCCCAUCACAGUUAAAAAUCGCACACAUAUAGAAACGUACUCGGACCCUGAAACUUCCUUAUCAUCCGAAGAUUCAAACAUAAUAAAAAGCUUACCUGAUCUUUCAACAUUAGUAAAUGAUGAAUCUAUUGAGUUAAAACAAAGAAACUCGGAACUACAGCUAGAACUAGACAGUGCGCAUAUGGAAAUAGAAAAGCUUAUUCUUGAGAAACAAGAACUACAAAAAAGAGGUUGA
This is a messenger RNA of Parnassius apollo (apollo), 2856 nucleotides long. The record is from the annotation of a GenBank genome assembly. NCBI's taxonomy places the organism in Eukaryota, Metazoa, Arthropoda, Insecta, Lepidoptera, Papilionidae.